AUGGUAGACAAAGUCGUGGGCAAAGAUGUAGAGCCUGCAGUCGGUAUGAGAGUGGUGAGUUCCGCAAUGGCAAGAGAGUGGGAGCAGAAGCACUUGGAUGUGUCAAGUACCUCGGGAGAUAAGAUCGGAAGCAUCGAAGAAGUUCGUGAGGAUGGCAGAUUGUGCAUGGUGCGAUGGGAUGGUAGCGACUGCGCGGUUCCGUAUGCCACAGGGCUUAUGAAGCGCUUUUUCUUGCUGGCAGCAACAGAUGUGCAGCAUGAUGAAAGGACAGAGGAGAGGGACAUACUGAUCGCAGGAGAUACUGAAAUUGACCUCUAUGCCAAGGAGAUCAUUGUUGAGAUCGAUGGGAAUCAAAAAAGAAUUCGACUGAAAGCGAUGGAUACAGCCGCAUCAGUGCCUGAAAGGCAGUUAAAGAAUUCAGCUAAAAUCAUUCGCCACACGCCCCGAUCAUGUAAACAGAAUGACAACUUGAGGAUGGUUCCUCUUGCAAAUAAUUUCAAUCACCUGCUGCUGGAUGUUUCUUCAAGCACACACAUCCGCGAAAUGUCACAGAUUAUGCGAUCAGGGUGUGUAACGUCAAAGAAUAAGUUCGACGAAAGUUUCUUCUCUCUCCUCACGGACUUGGACUUAUUUGAUCUCAUCUGCACCCUCUCGUCUUGUUUGGAGGCCUCGGUAUCCGAUGCUGACCGGCAACUCGACGAGGAGCUGGUGCUGGCUGCCAAUGCUUCUUCGCUCCUCUUGUGCCUGUGCUGCAACCGGAAGGAGAGCUGUGAAGCAGUGAGAGAGGAAAGUUUGAUGCUGCAAGCCUUGUCCUGCCUUCAUUCCGCUGCUUCUGCUCUUUGCUCCGACCUCUCGCUCGGUGAAGCUUCUCCGAGCGCUAGGAAGCGACGAAAGCUUUCAGUUUCUUGUUCGUCAUCUUCGCUCUUCUCGCGCGAUGUCGAGCAGAACCUGGAGGUGUCAGUGGUGGCAUGCAGUUUUCUUGUCAGGAACUUCAAGUUCUCAGAAGAGAUCUUGAUGGCUAUGCACAAGCUUGCUCUUGCCUGCCUUUCCCCUCUCGUCAAGAGGGAGCUGAAUCACUCCUGUGCCUUGCUGUGUGGAGCCCUCUCCUCGUCUAGCUCACUCCUCUGCAAGUCCCUGCUCGAUGGGAUCUUUGAGAAAAUGAGCUCAAUAGAUGUCGACCCUUACUCUUACCCGCGGAUUUCAAUCACCUCGUGUUCCUCUCACAGAGGGGGGAAUGAAUCAGAGCAAACAGCUGGAAAGUCGACAGGAGCAGGGGGAGCAGGCGGAAGUGUUUCUACUUUAACUCUUUCUCUCCUCAACAUCUGUCAAAACUCAGAGGAUACUGGAAGGCAGACAACAAGGAAGGCAGACAACUCGACCAGGAGCAGGGAAAGAGCUGACCUGGGAGAUAAACGAGGACAAAAAGAAGGAAAUACAGGUCCAUCAGAUGCUGGCGCGGGGAGAAGCGAGGAAGAGCAGCAAGAGGAGACGAGUUGUGCUGCCUGCAAGUACUUCUUUGAUAGAGUUCUUCAGAGGAUGAUAGACAGGAGCAAGCAGCGUGGGCAAGUUAGGGACGCUGAGCUUAAAAGCCUAUUCGAAGUUCUCAUGCAAGAUUUGUUCCUCCUCCUCUUCUAUCCCGAGUGGCCAGCUGCUGAAGCUCUACUCCUUUCCAUGGGGAAAUUGCUCGACUGGCUCGUCGCAGGAGCUCAAGCGACUCGAGUAGCAGGAGGGUACAGAUAUCUCGCUGUCACCAUGCUUGGAAGUUUUAUGGAGAAAAUCGCAAGACAGCGACAAGCCGGACGACUACGAAUCUCUUCGUUCUUCGAGAACAGAUUUGACUUGCAACAAGAGCUUCUUCACGGUGUCUUCCAGCUAAGGCCGGAGAACGGCAACGACUUGCUGGGCCUGCGAGUGAGCAAAAGCUUCGGCGAGCAGGGAACGUUCUCUGGUACAGUCAUCAAGUUUCAGCCUGACGAGGAGGAGGGAAAAGGAUGGUUCAAGGUUCAGUACGAUGAUGGCGACUCGGAAGAUCUGUCAUGGCUGGAGCUUCUCCUCCUCCUCCCGCUACGUGGCCAACAAGCCUCCCUCCUCAACGAUCUUGCUCCAGCUCUCGCUCAGGCUCGCCUCCUCCAGUUCCUGCAGAAGACGGGCUCAUCACACCCCAUGGCCAACUCUGCGCUCGCCUUCUACAAGAGCUGCAUGCUGUGGGAGGAAGGGUUGGUCUCUCCAUGCGAUGAUGCAGAGCAAGAGAAGGAGCAGCAGCAGGCGGAAGAGAAAGAGGAGGAGCGGGAAGAGGAGGAGGAGUAUGCACAGCAGCUCUCCCUUCUUUUGUCUGAGUCUCGAAGGCUCCUGCUCUCUCUCCCCCGAAGGAUGAAUCAUCUUUUACAGCUCCUCCUCCGACAGGACAAGCAGAGCAGCGAAUCGAGGAUGCGGCAAGCGGCACUAAAAGGAGUGCGAGACGUGCUGCUGAUAGAUCCCUUCCUAUUCCGCGAAAACUCCGUCAUGCGCAUCAUACGCAGCAGAUGCUUCAAAGACCCCUCUCCCCUCCUGCGCUCCUCUGCAAUGGACAUUCUUCGCGCUUUCCUCCUGUUUCAGCCACGAGUUCAAGCGGAAGACCUCGUCCUAAUCUUCCAACGUGCUCGUGACGUCUCCUCCCAAGUCAGAUUGCAGGUCCUUCCUGUCCUCACCCAGCUCGUUCGCCUCUCUCGACGCCAACGUCGUCUGCACGAGCAGCAAGGAGGAGGAGGAUCAACACAAGCGACAGAAACAGUGGAGGAAGACGCAGGGAAGGCUAUCGGACAUAUCUGCAUGCUCUGCUGCGAUGAGGAAAAGUCAGUGAGAAGAGCAGCAGUAGCAGAGCUUAUGCAGCUCUGGUUUUCUCUUGCAGGGCACCAGGGUCACGACAGAGGAGGAAGAGGAGGAAGAGGAGGAAGAGGAGGAGGAAAUAUGAUGGACAAUAUAGCCGAAGAGUUCCUGAUGGUUUUGGCAAGCUCGCAAGCUGAAGGAGAGAGGAAGGAGAAGAAUGUGCUGAGGAGCGCGUUGAGAGUCAUCGGACAGGGUCAUCCCAUGCAUUCAGCGGAGGAGGAGGAGGAGGAGGAGGUGAUAGUGGACGAGCAUCCACUUAUAUCCUCCCAAGAGUUUGCAAGCGUGAAGAAAGGAUGUCGAAGAAUUUUCGACGCUCUGGUGCAGGAGGUGACUUUGCAACAGUCUGCCCUGUCGCGCUACAGCUACGGAGAUGUGGAUGAGGAACAAGAGGAGUCGGAGGAGCCAGAAGAGCUGGAAGAGCUUCUGGUGCAGAAGGAGGGGCAGAGCGAGGAGAGAAGGAGGAGGCAAGAGCAGGCGGAUCUCCCUCGGCUCAGCCUCCUACUCCGCGGGCUCACGAACCUGGCCUCCUGCUUCCCCGAGCUCCUCAAACCGCAUGCUGGCUCGCUGCUGUCGUCAAUGUUAAAAGAAGUCGGAGAGGAGGAGGAGAAGUCGAUCUUUGCACUGCAGAAGAAUCUCGCGCUGGUGGCAAACCGCGUGAGGAUUCAAUUCACGCGCGAGUAUUCGAAAGGAAGGAGGAAGGAGCACCUUUCGUAUGUCGGCACGGCGCUGGUGGGGGCAGGAACCCUCUGCAGGCACUUAGGGAGGAGCGACGCCUAUGAGAAUGAGGAGCAGCAGCAGGAGUUUGAGUUGCUCCACACCUCCCUUUUUCAGCUCUGUGCGAAGAAACUUUCCCAAGACCCAGAAGAAGUUGUCAAAAGGGCUGCCCUUCAGUGCAUUGGAGGCAUGCUGCUCACAGUGCUGGAGGCCUUCCGAGUGUACCUGGAGGAUGAGGACAUUGAGUUGAGCAGAGCGAGGCAGAGGAAGGAGACGAAGGAUGAAACGGUGUCGGGAAUCAGCACGUUCAUCGCCAACGAGUAUCUCCCGCUCUUCAUUGCCGCCUCCUUCCCAUCACUGCAGGACGGGACGGCGACGGCAACGCAGGAGGCGGUGAGGAUGGAGGCAGUGAGCUUGCUCGGGGUCAUUCUGAGGAGGGGCCUCACUGCCCCUCACUGCGUCUCCUCCAACCUCAUCGCGCUCUCGGCAUGGGCAGAAGCUCCCUCGCGCGCUGCUUGUCGCAUCCUCAUGGGGCUACACGACAAGGACCGGGGGGUUUGCGGGAUCAAUCAGAUUGCCGAAGGCAUCGCCAUCGCAGUCCGGCACGUGUCCAGCUCCAUCCCCCUCCCCCAGGACAUCGCUAAGCUGCGCCCCCUCCCCCCGGCUGCGUUCGCCACAGCCCUGCUCCUCCUCUCCCGUGACGCCAGACAAGUGCGGAAUUUAAUCGCCGCUCUCCUGCACAGGAUCGAAGUCGCGCUGGGGUCGGGCAAGGAGAAGGACAUGAUUAGUUGCUUCCUCCUCGUUUGCGUGCUGGCCCACCUGAAGCAUCAGAGCAUCGAUGGGCCCCUCUACAGCAUCUUCCUCCUCUCCAAGCGCGUCAUGACCUGGGGAACGACAGCGAUGCAUGCCCUGCAAGCUCUGAGCGAGGAGGAGGAGGAGGAGGAGGAGGAGGAGGAGGAGGAGCGAAGGAACGAAGAGGAGCAAAGGAGAGGGGUUCAGCUGAGCGAGGAACAGGAAGGAGCCUUGAUGCAUGCAUGCGUCUCCUUCUUCUGUCUUCAACUCAUCAAGUACUUGAGAGAUUCUUACGGUAUCUCCGACCAGAAGCUGCGUGCUUUCGACGUCGAGAAGAUUGUUCCUCGUUCAGAAGCCUUCGAGCAUCCUCUCCGAGCCUUCGAGCCCACCUGGCUCCUCAAUCCUUCAUCCCGCCCAACCUCCAGGAAGCAGUUUGCGGAGCUUCAAGAACGCCUUGCUAGUCUCAUGGCCGCUAUGGCGGUGGCCCUGGAGCAGCAGGAAGCGUUGGCCAUGGGAGGGGUCGAGAGGCAGGAAGGGGGAGGGGAGGAGGCAAGAAGGGAGCGGGAGAGGGCGAAGAGGCAGCGCGGCAGCUGGGAGGACCCUGACUUAAAGCGAUACUUUCGGGCCACAAAGAAAAGCAGCGGCCGCAGGAAGACGGCAUGA
This is a messenger RNA of Guillardia theta CCMP2712, 5034 nucleotides long. RefSeq lists its product as hypothetical. Gene Ontology annotation, cellular component: Scc2-Scc4 cohesin loading complex. The record is from RefSeq and is a predicted model, not a curated record. NCBI's taxonomy places the organism in Eukaryota, Cryptophyceae, Pyrenomonadales, Geminigeraceae. Gene Ontology annotation, biological process: replication-born double-strand break repair via sister chromatid exchange; establishment of mitotic sister chromatid cohesion; establishment of protein localization to chromatin. The transcript is spliced from 13 exons. Bases 1 to 5034 code for a protein of 1677 amino acids. Gene Ontology annotation, molecular function: chromatin binding.